Gongylonema pulchrum is the source of this 567-nucleotide messenger RNA. Lineage: Eukaryota; Metazoa; Nematoda; Chromadorea; Rhabditida; Gongylonematidae. The record is from the annotation of a GenBank genome assembly.
AUGCUGGCCGACUUGAAGAUCAGAAAAACAAAAGUGCGUGAAGAAGCAAAGUAUGUUGUUUUUGUAAAUAAAUAUUAUAAUUUAAUUGAUGAGGUGAAGUUCAUUGAUGUGUUGGACAAAACGAACAUUCGAUGGCUUGCAGACAUUUCGAACAAAUUUGCGAUGAAGUUUAUGGCAGAUUUGAAGCCAACGAUGAGUAAAAUGUUGGAAACUUGUCUUACUUUCGAUCCCAGUUUUUCCGACAGUCAAAAUUCUGCGUUGUUCCACUCAAAUCUUCCGGUUUAUUUGCUCGGCAAAACGUACAAAUCCAGAGAAGAUAUGGAGGCUAUCAAAAAAUUUUUCGUAUCUCUGCUAUGGUUCACAUAUCGCAAGAAUUUUCAACCAAUAGGUGGUACAGGACCAAAAAGUGAUCAAGGAUGGGGUUGUAUGCUACGCUGCGGUCAAAUGCUUCUGGCUCGUGCCCUGAUCGUACGCCAUCUCGGCUCAGAUUGGCUAUGGAAUAGGGAUGCCAAGGAAGACGAUUACAAGCGUAUUUUACGAAUCUGUUUUAUUCGACUGUUCAUUUAA